Molecule: messenger RNA, 3268 nt
Organism: Oncorhynchus mykiss (rainbow trout)
Lineage: Eukaryota; Metazoa; Chordata; Actinopteri; Salmoniformes; Salmonidae
Source: RefSeq, a predicted model, not a curated record
GAGUUGACAGUGACAGCAGCACGCUUGCGCAGUAUGUCCACUGGCUCAGAGUCGGUGCUGAAGUUGGGCGGAUGGAAGAAAAACACCGCCGAUGGAGAUUAUAAGGCAGGAUGCAUCUUUACUGUGCGAUUUAACAAGCAUCAACAUAAAACACGUAUAAAUGAACCACUACAGAAUACUGACAACCAGAAUUAAAAGGAUGGUAUAUUUUUGCUCCCCUUGCACGCAACACUGCAAAUGGUCCACCCACUGAGUCCCUGAGCUCUGCUGAGACCCAGGGCGGAGACUGCUGUCCUCCUCCUCCCUCCUCACCACCUGGCCCUCCAUCAGUGAUGGUGAGAACAACGAUACUGCUCUGUAGACACACCCUAGUGCUUUACUUCUGAACCCACCCAAGUUCAACCAACCACUUACCUCAGCGCCAUGACUCUCCUGCCGUGUCUGUCUGUGGAAACAACUGACUAAUUAUCAUGCCCCGAAGUUUAAGCGGAGUUGACAUGAGAAAACGGCAGCAGCCACACAUUGAAGGACGUCCCCAGGCGCCUGGCCACCCACGACCCAACAACUGCUGCAUGUGCUGGUGUGGUUGUUGUAAAUGCCUCUGGAAUGAGGACCGCAUGGAGGGUUCCGAACGGACAUGCACUAAAAUGGAUAGUAUUGAAGCCACGGAAGAGCAGCAACCCACUCUAGACGAGGUGGUGGCCUGGGCCCGUAGCUUCGAGCUGGUGAUGCGCUCCUCAGAAGGCAGGGAGAUUUUCAGAGAAUUUCUGCGCUCUGAGUACAGCGAAGAGAACCUGUUGUUCUGGCUGGCCUGUGAGGAGCUGAAGAAGGAGACGGACCCGACAGCGAUCGAUGAGAAAGCCAGAAUCAUCUAUGAGGACUACGUCUCCAUUCUAUCACCGAAAGAGGUGAGCCUAGAUUCACGGGUGAGGGAAGGCAUCAACCUGAGCCUGGCGGAGCCUAACAACGUGAUGUACGAGGAAGCCCAGCUGCAGAUCUACACCCUGAUGCACAGAGACUCCUACCCCCGUUUCCUCAACUCCUCUGUUUACAGAGACCUUCUGGACAGCAAGAGAAGCUCCUGCCUAGACACCUAAAGUAACCCACCCCCCAACAAACAAAACAGAAAGACAAUCAGGUGCCAGAACGGGGUUAGAUAUUUUCCUUUUUUGAAAACCAGAAAAUAAUGAAUAGUUUAAGCAAUUUCAAUUGUCUGCUCGCAGGUGGCCCUGAGGGUUAGUUCCUGGUUUAACUGCAGAUAAGAGCUCCUCAGGCUACUGUUACAAAGACAAACAAAAGGAAGGGUAGACCCAUUGUUCCUGUACUGUACUUUUGAGAGUUCUCCUUUUGCUCGGUCUCUUUCAUUCUCUCUCUUGGUCUCUAUUUUUCUCUCUCAAAUUCUGUCCCAUGCCUCAGACUUUUUACAGUACAAAAACAAUGCCCUUUUUAAGAUAGCUGUAGAGUUGACUGUGGUGAGCAGGAAAAUCACUGACUUUGCAUGUGACACGGUAAUGGAAUUAACUCUACACUGGCUUGGUAUGUUAGCAGUGGACAGCAAAGGUUCUUGAAUAUGAGAUGUAUUUUCUUCUGUCCUAGGGAUUUCCCUGUCAAGCUCUUGAUGUUUUAUGUGAAGGGAAUAUCGAUAUUUGCCAAUUAGCUUGCAGUUGUUGAUUUUGAGAAGGUUGAAAGUUUUACAGCAGUGUUAGUUUCCAAGCACCUUCCUUCUUUACAACUCUAAAAGAGAAGGAGGCCUGGAAUUGUGGUCGGGCAGCUAAAUAUCUAAUGAACAUGACUUUCCACGGGAAAUCACAAUGCCUUGACAAGAAAAAGGCGGCACAAGCGCUGCUUGUUAUGGUAACAACCACAGUUUAGUAAACACAGUACAGUUCUACCUGUCUUUCCCUCACCAUCUCAACCUAAGAGAAGCACAGGUUAUGUCAGAGGUUGGAAUCAUUGCUGGAGAAAAAAAAAAAAUCAAACAUUCAAUUAGUUUCAGACAAUAAAUCAUGAAUACUUUCAAGCUCUCAAAUGAAAGAGAACUGUAAACUUUUUCAUUUUUCUACUGCAUAUAAUAUAAAUGGUAGUAAUCAAGCCUUGGUUUGGAAGGUCAAGUAUGAGAUGGCGGUAUGUCUGAUGCAUCCAUGAGGUCUAAGAGGGGUCUGCAUUGCAGAGACAUGGAAUUAGGAAGUAUGCCUAUGUGGCUUCUGGUUUUAAAGCUGUAGCUAGUUCUAGACUGAAGGGGGUCAGUGCCAGCUAAGGAACAGCCCAGCUGAGAGCAGAAGAGGCCUGGUGGAAUCGUGUUUUCUAUGGAGGUGGUUUGGAGGUUUACAGUCCUGUUCACCAGAUGUGUGUGUGUCUGUCUUUAAAGGGGCAAUCAGCAAUUGCUACAUUCAUUUUUGGACUUAAAUUAAUAAUAAAUUAAUGAUCAUUGAUUCUUGAAGAAUAUAAUUUAUAAAUGCCUCAUAGCUUAGUUCAACUGUUGUCCACCAUCAAUACCCAAAAUAGAAGCUUGUUUUACUCCAAUGUUUGUAAACAAUGUAAACAAACACUGUAUAGCCUCCAAACAUGGUUCAUAGAGCCUCAAACAUGGUUCAAACUGUCAUGUUGGUAUCAUGCAUGGUCAGUCCUUGCAUCUAUUGUUCUUGUUUAUAAAUUUGAGUGGUUAAAUUUAUCCAGCCCAAUCCCUCAGCUUUUUACGAAACGGGUGAGGAGAACACUUUGCUAUUUUGUUUCUACUGCUGAUUGUCCAUUUCAGCCUGGCUAGCGAGGUGCCAGUAAGAUGCUUGGAACAUCACUGAGCCCCAUGCCUUUAACAGUCUCUCUGCUUCCCAGGGAUGGCCAAGGGAGGUGAAUAGAGACUUGAGACAAUUUGUUAUUUUUCCUAAAAUUGCCGGCAUGCAUUAAUGUGUGUACCUGCCGUCCAGAUACACACGUAUCAAACAUUUUAAAUAUGGUAAAGGUAGACUCAGCGAAAUGACAUCGCCACCGUAGAUAUUGCAAUGAGCGAGAUGCAAGAUGUUCUCCUACACAGUCACACACAGUAUCUGUGCAUGUGCAUGGGUUCAGUUCCCGCUCUUAUAGCGUGGUAGCCAGGGGACCAAAACAGUGGGGAAGUUGAGCCUCGCGCUUCAAUGCUCUUAGUUGUUGUGGAAAUUGACCCACUAUGCUGUUUACUUUCUGUGUCGACAUCAUAUCGCUGAGUCUACCUUUUAAUGUCCCAUGAACAUAUACUGUAGGUCUAAAAUAUAUAGUACCAGUCAAAAGUUUG